GACGGAGAGCAGCUUCACUCGGGGCGGGUAGCCGGGGGGGGGAAGAGAGCGCCCCCCCCGCCGACCGACCGCCAGCACCGCCGCGGCGGGAGCGAGCGAGCGAGCGGGGCCCGCGCCGCUGCGCCCAGCCAUGGACAAUCAGUGCACAGUUCAAGUAAAAUUGGAGCUGGGGCACCGAGCCCAACUGCGGAAAAAGCCCACAACCGAAGGCUUUACUCAUGACUGGAUGGUGUUUGUCCGUGGCCCAGAGCAAUGUGACAUCCAGCAUUUUGUGGAAAGGGUGGUCUUUCGGCUACAUGAGAGCUUCCCUAAACCCAAACGUGUGUGCAAGGAGCCCCCAUACAAAGUGGAGGAGUCUGGCUACGCAGGCUUCAUAAUGCCCAUUGAAGUGCACUUCAAAAAUAAGGAGGAACCGAAAAAGGUUUGUUUCACAUAUGACCUUUUCUUAAAUUUGGAGGGAAAUCCACCUGUGAACCACCUUCGUUGUGAGAAACUGACUUUCAACAACCCCACCAAGGAAUUCAGACGCAAACUUAUUAAGGCUGGAGGGGUGAUGGUAAUGCCAGAAGGAGCAGAAACUGUUUCAAGGCCAAGUCCUGAUUAUCCUAUGUUACCCACAAUACCACUGUCUGCCUUCUCUGAUCCCAAGAAAACCAAACCAUCCCACGGGUCAAAGGAUACAAACAAGGAAAGCAGUAAGGCAUCUAAGCCACACAAAGUAACCAAGGAGCACAGAGAGAGACCAAGAAAAGAUUCUGAGAGCAAGAACUCCUCCAAAGACCUUGAAAGAGAACAAAACAAGCCUUUGAAAGACUCCUCCAGAAAACCAACUGAGAACAAACUGCCUAAGGAGGAAAAGGCACCUCCAAAAGCUGCUUUCAAGGAACCAAAACUGGCCGUGAAGGAGACCAAACUGGAGAACACUUCUCCAAAGGGUGGGCCACAGCCGGAGUUAAAGUCUUCCAGCAAGAGGCCCUCCAAUGUGGAGUCACCAAAGCCUAGUGCCAAAAAGCAAAAAAAGAGCAGCUCCAAAGGGGUAAAGAAUAUCCUAGGGACUUCUCCCAGAACCUCGUCUUCCUCGUACCCAGAAAAGAAGCAAACCAAGGAGAAGAUGAAUGCCAAAGUCGAAAAGGUAAAAUCUGAAAGUGAGGCCAAGGAGAUCAAAAAGCCUGUGGAAAUGGAGGAGUCAAAUUCGGAGGAUGAAACUUCUUUCAAGUCGGAGUCUGUCCAGUCCAGCCCUUCCAACUCCAGCUCCAGCUCCGACUCCAGCUCUGACUCUGAUUUUGAACCAUCUCAGAACCACAGUCAAGGUCCACUGCGCUCCAUGGUGGAGGAUUUGCAGUCGGAGGAGUCCGAUGAUGACGACAGCUCCUCUGGAGAAGAGGCAGCAGUCAAAACAAAUCCAGUCAGCCGGGAUUCCAGACUGAGCCUUAGUGACAGCGACAGUGAUAACAGUGCAGACUCCUGCCUGCCAAGUCGAGAGCCUCCUCCUGGUCAAAAACUGCCCCCAGCAAAUAAUAAGGCAUCUGGAAGAAAAAGCCCAGAGUCUUGUAACAAGCCAGAGAAGAUCCUGAAGAAGGGAACUUACGACAAGGCCUACACAGAUGAAUUAGUAGAGCUUCACAGGCGACUAAUGGCACUACGAGAGCGCAACGUGCUACAGCAGAUUGUAAAUCUCAUUGAGGAAACUGGGCAUUUUAAUGUUACCAACACAACCUUUGACUUUGACCUCUUCUCCUUGGAUGAGACAACCGUCCGUAAGCUGCAGAGCUACUUGGAAGCAGUAGCAACAUGACGCUUGGCCUUCGAAGCAGGCUGCUUUUGAAACCAGAAAUCCCAUUUAUUGGUACCAGGAAAUAAACCCAUGGAACUAGGCCUUCUUAUUCUCUUGAUUCACCCGAAGCACUGCCUUAGAGAACAGCCAUGCUCUAUGAAUGCACAGCCAGCUGCACUUUCUUGUAGGCUUCAAACAAGCACCCAUAUUGCUGAGUCUGUCCUCCCUAGCUUCAUAAAUACGCUUGGGCACAGGUCCUGAGUAGAGCAAAAGAUGUGCUGCUCAUAGCUGCACACCGUGACUUUUUUUGGUUUUAUUUCAAGAAACUGUGUUGUAAGAACACACUUUUCAGGAGUCUCUGAGAUCUGAAGAAAUGGGGACAAUAUUUUCUUCACUGAAUCUAGGGACCAGCCUGCCCUGCAGAGAGCUCUAGUGAGUCAGAUUUUCUCCAGCUCUGUGAAGAAUUGUUCAUGCUGUGUAAGCAAGAUUGGCUUUUACAAAGCUAGCCGAGUGACUAAUCCCAGAGAAGGCUUCCCAAGGGUCCUGCUGGUCUGUUGCAGAAGCAGACAGAUUCCAGUUUUGAUCACUUGCAAGUUCUGCCGUGGCUUGGUACAGAGUACUGCUGUAAUUUGGCUCCCAAUUCCUAUGAGGCAUUGCUCCGCAUGCAGAACGCAGGACCUUACUCUGUGUUUCAGCUUCCUGGAGAGACAGUUUGUGCUCUUUGAAGAGGUUUCUAGAAUCUGCUGUCUCCCGUUGGGGGUUUGAGACAUCUUGUUUGUUGACCUAAGCUCCUAAACAAAGUCUCACUCCUUUCAGUCUGCUUUAACUGUAAUAGGACUACAAAACUGUAAGCUGUAUAUUUUAUAUAUAUAUUAUAUAUAUGUAUGUACUGUAUGUAUAAGAAGGGCCUAGUUGGGUCUUAUGAUUUUAAGGGUGUGUUUUUUCUGUUAUGUUUUUUUAAUGGCUAUAGAAGGGGAAGGGCGCUUAAGAUUUGAAUUGUUUGUUAAAAUGCCUCUUGUGGACAAUUUUUAGUGUAUGAAAGCUGAACAGCAAUCUUCAAAGCAUUUUGUGCUCUGGAAGGGACUCACCUGUCUUAUUUUCAUUUGUCAGUGUUUAAUAACUUUGCCAAAAUACGUGAUUGGUUUUUGUUCUAUGUUCUCAAGGAUGAAUCUUUCCUACAUUGGCCCUAUAGUAGUGGCUGUACUUGGGAAAACCAAAACAAGGGAGAAUUUUUAUCUUGGGACACAUCUGGAAAACUCUGAUACAAAAACAAGUGAGAUCAGGUUUGUUUCCUCCUCCCUCUUCCCUCCCCCCUGCCCGCUCAAGAAAUGGCAGGAAACAGUAAACACUAAUCCAGAAUCUUUUAUGUAUUUCUAGUUAAACUAGUAUUGACUUUCAAGUAUUGUCUGUAUGUUAGAUGGGUGUGGGGAAAGUCUUGUAACUUUUCUCAAAAUUGUAUUAAACUCUUGUUUCCUAAAUUCAGUAUUUUCUUAAAGAAUUACUCAGUUUUUCCAAUCAGUAUGUAAGCUUUGGCCAAAUCUUAAGUGGGCUGCUGGCAGUGAGGAGGAAAGCGGCAGUUCAGAGGAGCCCUCUGCUAAUGAACAGACCACCCAUGUCUGUUUGAAAAAAAAAAAAAAUGAAAAGAAAGAAAAAAAAUCCCCUGUGGGAGCUGGGUGAGUUGCAUCUUUCCAGGGUUUGCUGUCCUUAUCCAGUAUGGAAUUACAGUCCCUUGUUUUGGGUUACCUCUUUCUUUAUCAUGGAAAUGUUGCAACUGAUCAAUUUAAGUGGCAAUAUGAUGAUAAGCUUGUUUGAGUUGGGUCAUGUUGACCCGAUUCCCGUUAAUUUUGUCUCUUUGUACCAUCUUUCAUGUGUCUUGUAUAUAAAAAUCAAGCUCAUGCCAGGUGCGUACCCUGUGACAACAGUGAUCUUAGCUGUUUUCUCUCCUGAUGGACAAUGCCAAGCCUGGAUAGAAACCCUGUGCACGAACGUACAAUGAGAAGGUGGAGGCCUGCUGCAAAAGGAGGAGCUACGCUUCUGUCUUGAGGCCUGCAGCUGGAUAUCCCUUGGUGGAGGAUGCCGCACGCAGUACGCGAGCUGCCGCAGAUUUCGCCCUUGUGCUGCCUCAGGCUUAGUGGGUAUGUGUGAACUAUUAAUAGUCUCUGUUCAGUCGGUUGCAGAGAGGGAGCAAGCCUCGUAAUGUCGCCGGCGUGCCCAGCCUCGAUCCGAUCUGCUGCGCCUGCGGAGCAGCCCUGGGCGUGCUGCGCCAUGGGCCGGCCACCCCCCACCACGAAGGGGCGGGUGUGGCGAUGCUGUCCUGUCCCUGAAGUGGUAGGAGCAACAGCGUUAACUGCUCCAAGUCUGAGAUCUCCCAAGGUUUUUGCCUCCUCUCUCCUCCCCAGGUAACUUACCCCCAGAACCAUUGCAUCUGUGUCACCCGCACUGACAGCGUUUCUUCCAGGACUGUAAGUAGCUUCCAGAGUUACGGCACAAGGGAUUAGCGAUGUACCUCCCUUCUCCCCCUUCUCAUUUUAUGAUCCGAAUCAGUGUGUCGCUCCCAGCUCGUCCAAGAACGAGCGUUGGAGGGUGUUCCUGAACUUAGCUGGAAGCGCCUGGGGCUCUCACCCAAAGCUCUGGCACUAUCCUGUCCUGGAAUCAACUUUAUUCGUGAAGUCUAAUGAGCAUUAGUGGGAAUUUUGUUUGGUUUUAUAAGAAGUAUUUUACAUAUGGUUUUUUUAGACUGUUUAUAAUCUCCUUGAAAACCUGAAAUAAUAGAAUUGUUCCCCCAGCAAUAGUUCUUCUCCAUUGUGUGCACAUGCUGAUUUGUUACUAAAAGGUUUCUUGCAAGUACUUAGUUGUUCUACAGAGUUGUUGUUUUUUGGGGUAUGUGGUAGCAUUGGGGACCACAUGAGGAAUGACUCUGCAAACAAAGAAUGGUCAAAUUUGGGCCUCAUCUUGUGUCCCCUUCUAGUUACAUAUGAGAAAGUUCCCUGUGUAGAUUCUCUAUAGGCUGGCUGAAUGCUGUUCUGAACAUGCCAUGUACAGGUAUUUGUGGAUAAAGUGUUUGUUCUUGUGUCACUCUUGAGAGCAUGGAUGGAUUAGUGUAAAAUAGGAAGGAGGUGGCAGUGCUGCUGUUGGCAUUGCUCCACAUCUUCGAGGAUGUGUAGUAACUUGCAUUGUUUAAAAAAAAGGAAAAAAAAAUCCAAAUUUGACUUUUAGCCAUAAUGGUUUUUCCAAGGAAAAUGGACAGAACUCUGUUACUUUUCAGUGUCCUUCAUCUUGUUACUGAAGGCAUGAACAAGUGAUGAUCAAUCUGAAGGCUUUCAGAGUUGCUUUGAAUUGAAUCAUGUGGAGGUAAGAUUAGGACACAGCUUUUCCUUUGUCCUUGGCCUUUGUAUUAAAGGGCAAAAGAGGGGUCAGGAGUACUUUCCUGUUGUCUUGGUCUGAUAUGUAUUAAGCCUUGAGGCUUUGGUUACUGACAUUUACUAUUAAAAAAAAAGAUAGGCUGGCUGGAGCCCAGAAUGCCAGCCUGAAGUGUACUGGACACAUUGGUAAUGAGACUGGCUCUGUCAUGGUCAGGCUGAAUAUAUGGAAGUGCAAUGAUUUAGCCACCGGUUCUUAUGCUCUUGUGUGCGGUGGCAGCAUCAGAACUAGCAAAGAAAUUGAUGCAACAAUCCAGGAACAGUUUUUGUCCGAUCUGGAACAUAUUUGAUGGUAAGAUAUUCAGAUUCCCUUGUGGAGCUUGCCCCAUCAUGUUCUCUGCAAGCAGAGAUUUAAGUCACUCUGGUUCAGCAGAUUUCAACUGUAACAUUCUCUAAUGCACUAUAGCAGUCGGUGUACUCAAAAGAAGCUUCUUCUAUUAAUUCAGGUGCCUGGCACUCACUAGUUGGCACGCUUCUGUCAAUGCUAUAGACAACCAAUGUGCACCUUGUACAAGUAUUACUUUUUAAAAGAUGAAAAAAUCAAUUGGUAUUUUCAUGGGGGCAUGAAAUAGCCAUCAAAAACUAAAGAGGUGAGUUUGCACUCCUAAAGAAAAUGUAAGUACUUCAACGUCUAGAUAAUUUUUAAUUGUAUUUCUGCCUGGAGCCAAGGUAUUAAAUACCUUGUCACUUGAGGAUUUUAAAAGUUGUGUUGGGAAAUGAGUUCUUCACUCAGCUGUAAGAAAUUCAGCUGGCCCAAGACCAACUUGAAGAUUAAAAAAGAAAAAAAAAAUCAUGUUUGUAAUACAUUACAGGAUUGUUUGUCCUGAAUUUUAAACUUUUUGUUAAAUUUGUGGAACUAUGGAGGAAUUUUCUAGAAAAAGUGAAAUAAAGUAAGAUGGAAAAGUAA
This is a messenger RNA of Rhea pennata, 6100 nucleotides long. RefSeq names its product MLLT1 super elongation complex subunit (gene MLLT1). Gene Ontology annotation, cellular component: transcription elongation factor complex. The transcript is spliced from 12 exons. Gene Ontology annotation, molecular function: chromatin binding. The coding region runs from base 131 to 1795 and encodes 554 amino acids. Lineage: Eukaryota; Metazoa; Chordata; Aves; Rheiformes; Rheidae. Gene Ontology annotation, biological process: positive regulation of DNA-templated transcription. The record is from RefSeq and is a predicted model, not a curated record.